Molecule: messenger RNA, 5798 nt
Organism: Peromyscus californicus insignis
Lineage: Eukaryota; Metazoa; Chordata; Mammalia; Rodentia; Cricetidae
Gene: Atp8b4
Product: ATPase phospholipid transporting 8B4 (putative)
Exons: 29
Coding region: 301-3882 (1193 amino acids)
Biological process (GO): phospholipid translocation; Golgi organization
Cellular component (GO): plasma membrane
Molecular function (GO): ATP hydrolysis activity; ATP binding; magnesium ion binding
Source: RefSeq, a predicted model, not a curated record
CGGAGAUGGGUCCCGCCCCCUCGUGGGGGCGCCUCGUGCGCUCACGGGUCCGCCCCUGCCAGCCUGGGUGGCCCAGGACUCCGGCAGCACUUGGAUUCAGCGCCCAGGGUCAGGUUCGGGGAUCCAGCUGAGGUCACCAAGUUGUCACAGCAAGCAUCUUUACCUGCUGAGCCAUCCUGCAAGCCCUGCCACCCUGCUGCAGUGAAGUCUUCUGACCACACUUCCCUUCCUUGAACUCUCUACCCAGAAAGCUGGAGUGUCACAGGCCAGCGCUUGUGACGUGGUGAAACUCAGGGGAUAAUGUUCUGCAGUCAGAAGAAGCUGCCUGAAGUCGAGCGGGUGGUGAAAGCCAAUGACCGUGACUACAAUGAGAAGUUCCAGUACGCGGACAAUCGUAUCCACACAUCCAAAUACAACAUUCUCACAUUCUUGCCAAUUAAUUUAUUUGAGCAGUUCCAAAGAGUGGCAAAUGCCUAUUUCCUUUUCCUCCUGAUACUACAGCUCAUUCCAGAAAUCUCUUCCCUGACGUGGUUCACCACCAUCGUGCCUCUGGUCCUGGUGAUCUCCAUGACAGCUGUCAAGGAUGCUACUGACGACUAUUUUCGUCACAAGAGUGAUAACCAAGUGAAUAACCGACAGUCUGAAGUGCUCAUUGAUAGCAAACUGCAGAAUGAAAAAUGGAUGAAUGUUAAAGUUGGAGACAUCAUUAAAUUAGAAAAUAACCAGUUUGUUGCUGCCGACCUGCUGCUCCUGUCAAGUAGUGAGCCGCACGGUCUCUGCUAUGUUGAAACAGCCGAGCUCGAUGGGGAAACAAAUCUAAAAGUUCGUCAAGCGCUACCUGUUACCUCAGAACUUGGAGCAGAUAUUAGCAGCCUUGCAAAGUUUGAUGGGAUUGUUGUCUGUGAGGCACCUAACAACAAAUUAGACAAGUUCUCUGGAGUCCUCUCUUGGAAGGACAGCAAACACACCCUCAGCAACCAGAAGAUAAUCCUGAGAGGCUGCGUCCUGAGGAACACCAGCUGGUGCUUUGGGAUGGUUCUUUUUGCAGGUCCUGACACUAAACUAAUGCAGAACAGUGGCAAGACAAAGUUUAAAAGAACAAGCAUUGACAGACUGAUGAAUACCCUAGUCCUAUGGAUUUUUGGAUUUCUGGUAUGCCUGGGAAUUAUUCUUGGAAUAGGAAAUUCAAUCUGGAAGAGUGAAUCUGGGGACCAGCUUAGAACUUUCCUCUUCUGGAGAGAAGGCGAGAAGAGUUCCCUGUUCUCAGGAUUCCUAACGUUCUGGUCAUAUAUUAUCAUCCUCAAUACGCUUGUGCCCAUUUCGUUAUAUGUGAGUGUGGAAGUAAUCCGUCUGGGACACAGUUAUUUUAUAAACUGGGACCGGAAGAUGUAUUAUGCUGCAAAAACAAUGCCUGCUGAAGCCCGGACAACCACACUCAACGAGGAGCUGGGCCAGAUUGAAUAUAUUUUCUCCGACAAAACAGGAACUCUCACUCAAAACAUCAUGACUUUUAAAAAAUGUUCCAUUAAUGGGAGCGUCUAUGCAGGUGAAGUACCAGAUGACCUGGGCCAGAAGAAAGAAAUAACUAAGAAAAAGGAGGCUGUGGACUUCUCAGGCAAAUCUCAAUCAGAAAGAAGACUUCAUUUCUUUGACCACAGUCUGAUGGAAUCCAUUGAGCGGGGGGACCCCAAAGUACAUGAAUUUCUUCGCUUACUUGCUCUCUGCCAUACUGUAAUGUCGGAGGAGGAUAGUGCAGGACAACUAGUUUACCAAGUUCAAUCACCCGAUGAAGGAGCUCUAGUAACUGCUGCUAGAAAUUUUGGGUUCAUUUUCAAGUCUCGGACCCCAGAGACAAUAACAAUAGAAGAACUGGGAACACCUGUUACUUAUCAGUUACUUGCCUUUUUGGAUUUCAACAACAUCAGGAAAAGGAUGUCUGUUAUAGUUCGAAACCCAGAAGGACAGAUAAAACUUUAUUCCAAAGGAGCAGAUACUAUUUUGUUUGAGAAACUCCAUCCUUCCAACAAAGACCUGCUGUCUUUGACAUCGGACCAUCUCAACGAAUUUGCAGGUGAAGGCCUUCGCACCUUGGCAAUUGCUUACAGAGAACUUGAUGACAAGUACUUUAAAGUGUGGCAGGAGAUGCUUGAAGAUGCAAAUGCUGCCACCACUGACAGGGAUGAAAGGAUAUCUGGGCUGUAUGAAGACAUUGAAAGAGAUUUGAUGCUAUUAGGUGCCACUGCUGUAGAAGAUAAGUUACAAGAAGGUGUUAUUGAAACAGUUACAAGUCUAUCGCUAGCCAAUAUUAAGAUCUGGAUCCUAACAGGAGACAAACAAGAAACUGCCAUCAAUAUUGGCUACGCCUGCAAUGUGCUGACUGAUGCCAUGGAUGCCGUGUUUGUGAUAACGGGGAACACAGCUGGAGAAGUGCGAGAAGAACUCAGGAAAGCAAAGGAAAUCUUGUUUGGACAAAACCCGAGUUUUUCCAACGGACAUGUAGUUUACGAAAGUAAGCGGCAGUUGGAGUUGGACCCGGGUGCAGAAGAAGCUGUAACAGGAGACUAUGCCUUAGUCAUAAACGGCCACAGUUUGGCCCAUGCCCUAGAAAGUGAUGUCGAGAAGGAUCUUUUGGAACUUGCCUGCAUGUGUAAGACUGUGGUUUGCUGCAGAGUCACCCCGCUCCAGAAAGCUCAGGUCGUAGAGCUGGUCAAAAAGCACAGAAAUGCUGUAACCUUGGCCAUCGGCGAUGGGGCCAACGAUGUCAGCAUGAUUAAAAGCGCUCACAUCGGCAUUGGCAUCAGCGGCCAGGAAGGCCUGCAGGCAGUCUUAGCCAGUGACUACGCUUUGGCUCAGUUUAGAUAUCUCCAACGGCUGCUUCUUGUUCAUGGAAGGUGGUCCUAUUACAGAAUGUGCAAGUUUUUAUGCUAUUUCUUCUACAAGAACUUUGCGUUCACUCUUGUGCAUUUCUGGUUUGCCUUCUUCUGUGGUUUCUCAGCACAGACUGUUUAUGACCAGUGGUUCAUCACUCUUUUUAACAUCGUUUACACAUCACUACCUGUUUUAGCCAUGGGGAUUUUUGACCAGGAUGUGAGUGACCAGACCAGCAUGGACUGUCCCCAGCUCUAUGAACCUGGACAACUGAAUCUACUUUUUAACAAGCGUAGAUUUUUCAUCUGUGUGGCACAUGGAAUCUACACUUCCUUAGCGCUUUUCUUCAUUCCCUAUGGGUCCUUUUACAACGUGGCUGGAGAAGAUGGGCAACACAUUGCUGACUAUCAGUCCUUUGCAGUUACCAUGGCCACAUCUUUGGUCAUUGUGGUCAGUGUACAGAUAGCCUUAGACACCAGUUACUGGACUGUGGUUAAUCAUGUCUUCAUCUGGGGCAGUGUUGCUACGUAUUUCUCCAUUUUACUGGCCAUGCACAGUAAUGGCGUCUUUGGAAUUUUCCCACACCAGUUCCCCUUUGUUGGAAAUGCAGUGCACUCCCUGAGUCAGAAGUUCGUCUGGCUUGUUGUUCUCUUGAUAGCUGUGGCUUCCGUCAUGCCGGUGGUGACAUUCAGAUUCUUGAAGAUGUGUUUAUACCCAAGCCUAAGUGAUCAGAUCCGCAGGUGGCAGAAAGCUCAGAGAAAGGAAAGGCCCAUACGAAGCCGAAGGCCUCAGGUCCGCAGGUCCAGCUCCAGAAGAUCCGGGUACGCAUUUGCUCACCAAGAGGGCUACGGAGAGCUCAUCACAUCUGGAAAAAAUAUGCGAGCUAAAAGUCCAGCCCCAACAUCAGGGCUGGAAAAGACGCUUUAUAAUAACACGAGCUGGAUUGAAAAUUUAUGUAAGAAAACCACAGACGUGGUGAGCGGCUUUAGUCACGAUAAGACAGUGAAGCUGUGAGUCAAGACGGGCUUGAACCACAAGGUUUUCUUUUCACCUCAUCUGGGGCUGAGCCUCGGCUGCUCAGGGGCCAAGAGCAGGGCGGAUUGCCUUGCUUAACUUAAAUCCAUGGCCUCCUGUUUCCAAGGCCUGUCACAUACUGGUGUGUUCUGCAGGAAACCGGGCCAGAUGGGCACCAUCCAGUUUGUGAUUCUGUGGACCAAGCCCUCCCUCGUGGGACAAGCACAGAUUUUUAUUAACUUAAACACCAAUUGAUCUGAACUUUGAAUCUUAUUUAUGAAAAAAAAAAAGUUUGUAAAUUAGCAUCUAUACUGGAUGGGUCCUGGGUAUGUAAAAAGUGCAUUCCAACAGUGUGUCUGAACCAGAAAACACAUGUCUACAGAUAUACUGUGUAUGUGAAGAGCUGCCUUUCCCAAAUGUAAGUGCAGAAUUUAAAGUAUGCAGUACGGUGCUCUCUCUAGUUAUGACCUCUACUUGCCAGUCCACCCUGGACAACAAACCAUGACAUGCCUGAAGAAUACCUUAAAAAGCCUGUGGGAGAUUCCCUGUUUUUCAAAUCGCUCCAGGGACGAAAGAGAGUGAACAUCUUUGCAGAGGGGCUGCUAAUGGGGUCAGAUGUAUUCAGAAAGUGUUCAGUCUGUUCUAGGUAGGGACGAAAUACCAGCGUGGCUCCCCAGGAAGUCUCCUAACGUUUCAGUGACUUGUGGUGGAAUGCCACACUUUUUUGAUAGUGUUCCAUACAGUUCACGGGCAAAGGCUGCUGACAGAGCCCAUUUUAAAAACUUGAGAAUUAAAAGGAAGUGAGUGAAUAGGCCAUCUCUACUGUUAUUUACUCAGGUUUAGGUCAUGGAGACUCAAUUCCUUUUAGUAUCUUGUUGUUGUGUUUAUAACUCAAACAUCUAAAUGUAUAGAUGUAUAAGCUAUUUUUUUUUUUUCGAGACAGGGUUUCUCUGUGUAGCUUUGGUGCCUGUCCUGGAUCUCACUCUGUAGACCAGGUUGGCCUCGAACUCACAGAGAUCUGCCUGGCUUUGCCUCCCAAGUGCUGGGAUUAAAGGCAUGCGCCACCACCGCCCGGCGCUAAGCUAAUUUUUAAAAUAGACAUUACAGCCCAAUUUUGGGAUCUCUGGGUGAGCCACUAUUUUAUAAAGCUCUGUGUUCAAACUGCUGCUCUGCUGCCUCUUACCUCUGUGAUGGGCAGGUGAUGUGCCUUUCUUGAGACUCAGUUUCCUCCUCUACCUACCUACCUCAUGUGGUUGAUGACCAUCAAGCACAAAUUCUCAAACCAUUAGAAACACAAUUCUCACAUGAAUGUAUGAAUUAGGCUCCAACUAGUUCAUCAUCAGAACAGCAGAGCAAUAUGGGAAGAGACUGCAGGACCUGGGCUGUCAGUCCUGAGUAGAAGGACCUCAAGGAAAUGUAGUUGCUAAAUAUGAUAGAAAACAAGUAAAACCUAGCCCAGGGAAUAUAUUUAUGUGAACGGAAGUAAAAUAAAGCAUCUGGUCUUACUAGUUUUCCAAAAUCAGUCUUCGGCUUUCCAGGCUCCUUCCUGUGGUCCCUACUCAAUUGCUGAUCAAACACAACUACUUUCCACAAAGAGCUCGUUAAUCCUUAUGUGGCCUUGAUAGAUGAUGGGUUAGGAUGAUAUUAAUAGGUCAAUGUCCCCUGUCCAAUUGGUCUUGGUUUCUCAGGGUGAUUUUUUUUGACUAGUACUCAAUGAGAUAAUGUGUACACAGGAGCCUAAUACCUAGAGCCUACACCAAUAGCAAAUGCUGGUAGCUAUUUCUUAUUCCUGUACGUAUCUACCUAGACAAAAGUAAGACUUUUGUGUCUAAUGAUCAGCCCCAGUGUGCUUGCUUAUAUUUCAUAACAAUUGCAAAAACUUUGGAAACUUUCAGUAAAUGUUUUGCCACUCUUAA